AAUAUCCAUUUUCAGAUUUUGCGGUGAAACUCAACCUUAUGCAAAAACUCAAACUCAACUGCAAGUACUUAUCCAAUCCCUUCAAUUCUCCUUAUUAUUCUGAAAAAAAUCAGAAUAGAUCAAUAUAUUGUUGAUAAGCAGCCACUCAAUUUCCGUUUCCCUGUGCAUGCAGCGCUUGAUUACAAGAUUAUUCAUUUAUUUGUUGCUGACAUUGAAGGAAAUUAGUUAUACCUUUCGCGUUGGGUUUUCUUUCAAAAAAAGUUCAGAUAAACACUGAUGUCAAUCUUCGGUUCCGCUCGGUCGUCUGCAUGCCUGCAAAUUUGCGUCAUCUUUUUUUUUUUAUUAUUUUAUUUUAUAGAAUUUUCCUUUAUUUUCAUGCAUUCAGAAAUUUCUGCUAUUGAAUCAUUUCCUUUGUGGGGUGUUUCUGUUACAUCUUAAAGUAAUUUUUCUAGCUGUUAAAUGUGCAACUUUUGUUGGAAGAAUAUAUGUAUUCAAAAAACAAUCAAAUUUGAUGGUUACAAUUUAUUCAUCAGUUUCCUCUUCAUUUCCCUGUUUGAUGUGUUCUUUUUUCUAUUUUCAGUUACACUUUUCAUAUCUAGCAUAAACAGUCACGUGUGUAUUUUUUUAUAAACAGCCCUUGUUGCAGUAAUCCUUGCAUAAGUAUCCAUAUGAAGUUGAAAUGAAUUAUUUGCCAGCCCUGCAUCAUUUACUCAAUACAAUUGAGAAUGCCCCCUAAUUGCUAUCUCUCUGUAUUGCUAAGUUUGAUGUAGGAAAUGAUAAUAAGAAGUAUCUUUAGGAGAUAUGAGAGGUGGAAUCCCGUGCAUCCAACAACCGGAGCCUUUUGGGGCGUGGGGGUGGGCAUUGGUUGUGGCAUAGGAUGGGGUCCCGGCUUUGGACACGAGGUAGUUGGUUAUGUUGGAGCUGGCUGUGGUGCUGGAUUUAGCGUUGGGAUCACUUUUCUUGGCUUCGGAAUUGGCCUUCCGGCUAACUACAUCUUACAGCUCCCUUCUAGUGCUGUUAAGGUUACAACGAGGGGAGCGUGGGAUGUUGCUCGGGCACUUGGGAAGAGGGGUCUUGAAACUGAUGGCUGGGCUGGGAUUAGUUCUAACAUCUCUGAAGUACUACAGAAUCCGUAUCAGUAUGCGCCUUUCUCCUCCUUCAAGGCUGUAAAUUGGAAGGAGAACAUUGUAGAUUUUGAUUGCAUAAAAAGUUCAGUGGCUUCAAAUGCUAAGCAGAUAGCAGAUUGCUUUCAAAGAGUUGGGGGGCGCUUCGGGUGGAGCUGGAUGGAUGUCGAGUUUCUUCCAGGUUCGAAGAAUUUAUAGCAUCAAGUACCGUCAAAACAACUUCGCCUUGAGACUGGUUCGUGCCCGUGUCUGUGUCCAUACUGUUUUGUAGCGGUGAAUAAGUGUAUCCACGAGAGAAAAGUUCUCCAAAUAAUUAAGUUUUUAGUGUGAUAUGAUAUGUAUAAUGUUGUUGUUGAGGGAUUUGAUUUUUAUGAAAAUAUAAACAUAUAGGCAAAAGGAAAAUAAUUGUAACGGAUAAAUAAUGGUAAGGAAAAUGGAGGCCGAAAUGUGAUGCGGUGCACUGCUGGGGUAAGCCUUACCACUUACCAGGGGUCGUGGCUUGGCCUGGCACCCUUAGUUGCGGUAUGUGCUGCGGAUCAAACAUUUUAUUUUAUUGUUAGUUCUCACCGAUUUUUUUUUA
Salvia splendens (bonfire salvia) is the source of this 1704-nucleotide messenger RNA. RefSeq names its product cadmium-induced protein AS8-like. Bases 774 to 1322 code for a protein of 182 amino acids. The record is from RefSeq and is a predicted model, not a curated record. Lineage: Eukaryota; Viridiplantae; Streptophyta; Magnoliopsida; Lamiales; Lamiaceae. The transcript has 3 exons.